This is a messenger RNA of Oncorhynchus keta (chum salmon), 4642 nucleotides long. It is a transcript of the gene supt20h, whose product is annotated as SPT20 homolog, SAGA complex component. Gene Ontology annotation, molecular function: transcription coregulator activity. The transcript has 24 exons. NCBI's taxonomy places the organism in Eukaryota, Metazoa, Chordata, Actinopteri, Salmoniformes, Salmonidae. The record is from RefSeq and is a predicted model, not a curated record. Gene Ontology annotation, biological process: regulation of transcription by RNA polymerase II. Gene Ontology annotation, cellular component: SAGA complex. The coding region runs from base 288 to 2783 and encodes 831 amino acids.
ACUCUCUCUCAUUGUUCAUCAGAGAAAGAGAGUUGUGAUACCUGAUCUCUCUGAUUAGUCUAUUAUAACUUAACUUUCAUAACUUUACAUUUUUUUAAAGUUGUGUAACUAUUUUAGAUUCCUUUUAUUGGAGGGACAACUUUACUGAUGUGGCCUUCAUAACAACAAAGCCUGUGAUUGGCUUACCAGGGUUUGAUGGUCGCUAUAUGGAGGUGACGGUGUGGGGCUAAGGACAGCUAAGUCUCCUGCUGACCAUCACUCACCCAAAUACCGGUUGGCAGACCACAAUGCAACACGUUUUGGAAUAUGCAUUGGAUCGGGCUGAGUACAUUGUUGAAAGUGCUCGUCAAAGGCCAGCGAAGAGGAGAGCCUCAUCCGGAGGGAAGAAGAGUUUAUACCAGAAACUAUACGAGCUCUACAUCGAAGAGUGUGACAAAGAACCAGAGCUCAAGAAGCUGCGUAGGAAUGUGAACCUACUGGAGAAGCUAAUGUGUCAAGAGUCAGUGUCGUGUCUGGUCGUCAACCUCUACCCUGGCAACCAGGGAUACUCCCUCAUGCUCCGUGGCAAGAAUGGAUCUGACUCUGAGACGAUCCGUCUGCCAUAUGAGGAAGGCCAGCUGUUGGAGUACCUGGAUGCUGAGGAGCUUCCUCCUAUCCUGGUGGAUCUCUUAGAGAAGUCCCAGGUGAACAUCUUCCACUGUGGCUGUGUGGUAGCUGAGGUCCGAGACUACAGACAGUCUGGCAACACUAAGAUGCCCUCCUUCCAGAGCAGACACGUCCUGCUACGGCCCACCAUGCAGACACUGAUCUGUGACGUCCAUGCCAUGACCAGUGACCACCACAAAUGGACUCAGGAUGAUAAGUUCCAGUUGGAAAGCCAGUUACUGCUGGCCACAGCUGAUCCUCUGUGUCUGGAUCCAUCUAUCUCUGUCGCCUGUACAGCCAACCACCUGCUCUAUAACAAGCAGAAGAUGAACACUCACUCUAUGAAACGUUGUUUUAAGCGUCACUCUCGGGCGGCGUUGAACCGCCAGCAGGAGCUGUCCUACCUGCCCAUGCCCCCCCAGCUGCGUCUCUAUGACUACCUGCAGAGGAGGAAGGAGAGGAAGCCGGCCCCCUCGAUAGACCUGAAGAUCUCAAAGGCCGGAAACUGUGUGGACAUGUGGAAGCAGAGCAACUGCCAGCUGACUGUCCCCAAGGAGAUUGAUGUGGAGAAAUACGCAGUGGUGGAGAAGUCUGUGAAGCUGGAGGAAUCUCAACCCACUGUAUGGCCUGCAGAGGAAGUGAUAGAUGACUAUACGUUUGAGUGUGAGGUUGGGGGUAAGACCCAGAGGACCAAGGUGUCCAUCUUCCAGUCGGUGGGCGACCCUCUGGUCUACGGAAAGAUCUACUGCGCCAAACAGCCCGCAGUUGAGGAGGACAGCAGCGACCUUCAGAUCCUACACCCAUCUUUCCUAAUAGGCUCAAAGAUAGAUGCCAGUCGGUUCCUGUCCCAGUAUAAGGGUGUGUAUGAGUCAGACGUGAAGUGCCAGGUGAAGAUGUCUCAUAACUCAGGAUUUGUGGGACGGAACCGGCUCUCACCCAGCAGAGAGACAGAGGCGGAUGGUCUAUCAGCCCUGGUUCAGUCGUCGGGUGUGUUGGGGAAGGGGGUGAAGCACCGGCCUCCCCCUAUCAAACUACCUUCCGCGUCGGGCAGCAGCUCCACGGGUAACCUGUAUAGUUCAGCCCAGGCUACCAGUGGUCUCCUUAAGUGUCCUACGCCCCCCCCAGGAACAGGCCCCGGCUCAGCCAAGCCCCAGUCUCUGAGUAGGAAGCACUCUGUGGAGCUGGGGCAGGGGUUACAGCUGGGCGGGCAGUUAGGACAGGUGGGGUUGUUGUCCCCGGUAGCCCUAUCUCCCAUGGGGACAACACAGAGAUCGGGGACCCCCAAACCCUCCACCCCCACCAGCACCCCCUGUUCCACCCCUCACCCCCCCGACUCCCUCCUCUCCCUCUGUCCCCUCCCGUCCUCUGUCACCCCCACCCCCCUGGAGCCCCAGGCCCUCCUGGCUCCGUACCCUCAGCAGCAGCUGUCCCUGUCCCAGGCUUUGCCCGUCAUGACCAUCCCUCUUCCCACCAUGGGAACCUCCAUCACAACGGGGACCAGCUCCUCUCAGGUCAUGGCUAACCCUGCUGGACUCAACUUCAUCAACGUGGUGGGAUCUGUCUGCAGUCCCCAGACUCUGAUGAAUUCUAGUCAAAUGUUGGGUCCUGGUCUCAACCUGAGUGGUCUAGGAGGACUGAUGCCUACCAUGCAACCAACCACACAAACAGGGAGUCCAUUUGGUUUGAACACUAGUCCAGGCCUUAGACCCCUCAACCUGCUACAGAUCCCUACAGGUCCUCUGAUCUUUAACUCUCUGCAGCAGCAGCAGCUCUCCCAGUUCUCUCCUCAACAGAGUCAGUCUGCUACGUCCAGCCCACAGCAGCAAGGAGACAUGGGUGAUCAGGGGUCAGACCAGGGUGCUCAACAGACUGCUGUCAUCAACCUGACUGGAGUAGGAAGCUUUAAGUCCCCACAGACAGCAGUGCUGUCCCAGUUAGGCUGUGGUCUGGAUGGCUCUGGUCCCCCCCUGCCUUCUCCAAGGCUUCAGCAGCCGCAGAUACAAUUGCAAUUCUUGCACCAAAUGCAGCAGCAAAUGGCUAUGAGGGGGGCGGGGCCUCCGGGGGUGUCGCCACGGCUACAUACCGCCAGCCAACCAAGAAGUAAGAGGAAGAGGAGCACACCGCAGCCUCACCCCUAAUCAUGAAGAUGACGACACCCUACACACACACACUCAUAAAAUGACCCCCAGCCAUCUGGUGAGCAAUGCCAUGGCACCUCCCCAAAUCAUGGAGAGAAAACCAACCCCUUCCCCUUCAUGAAGACAUGAAUGAUCCAAACUGCACUCUCCUCCCUCACUGUGGAGACUCUGCCUCCCAACUCCCUCACUGCGGAGGCACUGUUGCCUCCCAACUCCCUCACUGUGGAGAUCCUCUUGCCUCCCAACUCCCUCACUGUGGAGAUCCUCUUGCCUCCCAACUCCCUCACUGUGGAGACUCUGCCUCCCAACUCCCUCACUGCGGAGGCACUGUUGCCUCCCAACUCCCUCACUGUGGAGAUCCUCUUGCCUCCCAACUCCCUCACUGUGGAGACUCGGUUGCCUCCCAACUCCCUCACUGUGGAGAUCCUCUUGCCUCCCAACUCCCUCACUGUGGAGACUCGGUUGCCUCCCAACUCCCUCACUGUGGAGAUCCUCUUGCCUCCCAACUCCCUCACUGUGGAGACUCGGUUGCCUCCCAACUCCCUCACUGUGGAGACUCGGUUGCCUCCCAACACCCUCACUGUGGAGACUACAGGCAAAAAUACUUGUUCUAUUGUAGCGGAGAGAAGAUGAAAUGUAUGAUGUAAUAAUGGAUAACGCUUUCUCACCCAGCACCAUAACACGGUCAUAACCAUCUCAUAACACACAUAUUUAGACCGGUUGUGACAGGUAUUGCGUUAUAUGGCUGUUGUGACACCUACCUAAGUGUCAAAACCUACCACACAAGGCAAAACAUUCUAAUGCACCGUAACCUACGUGUCAACAGUACAUUUUUUUUUUUUUUUAAAUGUACCAUAUUAAUUGUAAUUGAUGUCAGACAUGCACCUAGUCCAAUGCUCUAUUGUUGAUGACUGGGAUGAAUGCAGGACAAGACACCCUCUUUGUGACUGACGAAAGGACUAUCUGAUUAUGACGGUCAUAAAGUGUAUUUUCUACAUGAUGGAACAAAAACUUAAAGGAUUUAAAGGUUGUUUUUUUUAAGGAACUUUGCCUGGGGGAAAAACUGAUUUGAGUUAGUGUGGGUUUUGACACUUUUGCAGGGGUUUUCGCCGGCCAUAAAAUAACACAAUGUCACAACCGGGGUAAAUACAUGGGUCAUAAGUGUUGACCGUAUUGAGAGGUUAUGGGUGUAGAGUAAAGUGUAAUCAAUAAUGCUUUUGGUUGGUGUGAGCCCGAAUCAGGUUGUCCCGACGACCAUAGAACUGUUUUUUUAGAAACAGAACCCCCACCGUUUUUAAAAUAACCGUUUUUUGAAGUGUGUUAGGAAAUUAUGCGUUCUUUUGUUAGUGGGAGGAGUUUCCUCCCCCCGACGGCUGUCCUGUUGUCCCCCUGCGGCGACUCAAACAGAGCCUAACUCAGAAGACUCCUCGUCAACGACCGUGCCUGAUUCUCCAUGGCUUUGGGUGCAUCUGAAAAUGGGUCACUAUUCCCUUCAUAGUGUACUACUGUUGAUCAGGCUCUGGUUAAAACUAGUGCACUAUGUAGUAAAUAGUGUGCCAUUUUACGGUCACAGAAUAGCUCUCUCUGCGGGAAGAUGAUCAUGACGCCGAACACAGAGAACUUGUUUUCCCAGCAUGCAAUUGCUGAGUUCGUUUUUCAUACGGCAUUUUCUUGUACUAGUGUGAGGAGGGGGGGGGGGGCUGGGCAGUCAAGAACAAGUGUAUAUUUGUGUGAGACAUUUCUGGGACACUGAGGCAGAAUGUUUUAAAUGGUCUUUAUCAGCAGUUUGUUGUGAUAAAGAAAAUAUAUAUUGACAGGAAAAUACAACUUUUAGAGAAAAAUAAACGUGUGUGUGUUUA